AUGACGACGUACGGCACGAUUCCGACGUCAUCUAGCGGAGGUACGAAUCUGGAAUUCCUAACUCGUGCAAGAGACCGCAUACAAACAGGACUAGGCACCCGACGGCCAUGGAAAGAGAUGUUCAACCUCGCUUCGAUUAACUUUCCCCAAAGCAUCUCCGACGCGUUUUCUCGAAUUAAAACGAACAUCGGCUACUUCCGCAUGAACUAUGCGAUUGUUGUGCUCAUUAUUUUGUUCCUGAGCCUGUUAUGGAAUCCGACCUCGUUGAUCGUAUUCACGGUGUUGAUGGCGGCGUGGUUGUUCCUCUAUUUCCUCCGCGACGAACCUCUAACGAUUUGCCACAGUGUGAUCGAUGAUCGUGUGGUGCUUGGGGUUCUAUCUGUUGUUACGAUUGUUUUGCUGCUCUUGACUAACGCCACGUUGAACAUACUGUUGUCGAUUUUGGGUGGACUUGGGGCUAUCUGGUUGCUUCUUCACCGUAGAGAAGGUUAAGGCUACACAUUGAAAUAUGUAGUAGAAAUACUAAACAAGAAAGACAUUGAAAAAGUAGUAGGUGGACACAAGGAAAGGAAAAAAAGGAAAGAACUUGAAAAAAUAUUAGUUGGGAGUCGUAAUAAAUUUAGAUGGCAAAAUAGAAAUAAUAGGAGUUGGGAGACGAAAUGGUAUGGAUGAUGGAAUGAUUGAGAAAAUGUAUUAUAUAUAUUUUUUUGGAGAGAAGGGAAAAACUAAAAAUGAUGUUUGUUUUUAUUUUACAUAUGGUUUUGUAUUUGGUUUUUAUAGUUUAUUUAAAAAUUCAAAAACUUACAUAUAAAUAAUGAGUCAUUUUCAAAUAGAAAUUCUCAACUCCAACAUUACUCGGUUUAAUUAAGCG
Messenger RNA from Lactuca saligna, 871 nucleotides. The record is from the annotation of a GenBank genome assembly. Lineage: Eukaryota; Viridiplantae; Streptophyta; Magnoliopsida; Asterales; Asteraceae.